AUGGUUGACGUUUUGUCAGCGCAAAGUGAACGGAUCGAUACAAAAAUGGGUGACGCGGAUAUGAAAGAUCUCGAUCUGGAAGACGGUGAAUUGCCGGAAGAAGGGGAAAUUGAUGAUGAUGAUGAAGUGCCGGAGACGAGUGUCGCCACAAUUGCCCCCGCUGCGCCGGCGAGCUCAAAUCGACGACACUCGAAUUCGCCCGGCAGAAGCAGCCCUGAUAAAGCCAAACGCAAUGGUGGCUCGUUUCUUUCGGAUUCGUCUCGAUUUACGCCACGUUUGAAACAAUCAUCGCGUUCGAAACGCCCCGAUCCAAAGCCGACACCAACUUCUUCUGAGAAACCCGAGCGCAAACCUUCAACAAGCCCACCAAAAAUCAGUGAAGAUCCAUUUGGACCAAAUGAUAGUGAUUAUCGAGAAGAGGAUCGCGAUUAUCGCAACUAUGGCGGUGAAGAGGAUUUUGGAGAUACCGAUUACCGAACAGCUGAGAAGAGACGUCGACGCUCUCAAUCACCACCAUCAGCUGUUGGAGAAUGGGGCUCUCGACCUUUAAAACGAAUGCGUGGAGGAUUUGCACCUCGAGGGAGAUUUGCCGGAAGAGAGACAUCCCAUAUCAUUUGCAAGUUUUAUCGUGAGGGUUUCUGCCGUGAUAACGAUGCGUGCCUAUUUUCUCACAAUGCUGAGGACUCACUCCGACAUCCCGAAUUGUGCAAAUUCUACAAACAAGGAUUUUGUAAAAAGGGUUUACAUUGCUCGAAUCUUCAUGGCGAAUUUCCCUGUAUUGGCUAUCACCGCGGGGAUUGUCGCGGAGAAUGUGGUUUCAGUCAUCUACCGUUGAACGAUUAUACUCGACCGAUCUUCGACAAGUACAACGCUAUUUAUUAUGGUGAUGAUUACAGACCCGGAGAAGGCCCACCACCAACCUCAACAGCUCGCAGUUUGGAUCAAGCAGCCGCGAUACCAGGACUUCCACCCGGAUUCACGAUGCCCCCUGGAUUCCCCGGUGGCCCUCCUGCUGGUGCACCACCUAUUAUGCCUCCUCCACCCAAUAUGGUUCUCCGUACGGCUAGUCCACCUCCAUCGAUGGUCGGGAAUAAUACGACACUACCUCCAAUCCCUCGACGACGACCACUUUUGCCGCAUCCCGACGAAGAGGCUCGUGACCCGCAUACUGGACUUCCGCCACCAUCGGUUGUUCUUCCGCAACUCUCAUCGGUGCGCACGGGUUAUUCGCCUCCACCCGCAAUGCAUCAAGGAUACUCAUCUCCAUAUCGACCAUCGCCGCCUCGUCGUGAAGAGCCUCCAGUGCAAGCGCCGCCUCCAGCGUUUGACAUCAACAACAUGUUGGCUCAAUUCUCAGCUUCUGCCUCAUCGGACGACUCGCCGGCCUCUCCACCGCCACAACAAACAAGUCGUCCUCGGGCGAACUCACUCGGGCAAGCCGUUUGGCGUCUCUUGGAAGUUCUGCGCAACCCUUCCUACUCUACCGUGGAUCCCGCAGUGGCGAGCACGUGUGGCCGAGCCGAUCCACGAAUGGCGAAGGUCUUGGAUUCACAAUUUGAUGCGGUCACCUCGCUAAUCUCUUCAAAUGCACCAGUUUCGCAGUCAUCCUCCUCGAAUUCGGUCAUCCCACCUCCAUCACUUGUCGACCCUCGUUCUCUUGCUGAUCCGCGUUUGCGCACUCGUCCCACAGCUCUCACUGAUCCACGUGCAGCUGCAACCCGAUCCUCUUGGAUGCCGCAAAUGCCUCAAAGUAGUCUA
Molecule: messenger RNA, 1758 nt
Organism: Mesorhabditis belari
Lineage: Eukaryota; Metazoa; Nematoda; Chromadorea; Rhabditida; Rhabditidae
Source: the annotation of a GenBank genome assembly